UAAUAGCUACUGAGUGUUUCGUUUGUGUACAACAUAGCUAGGGUUCAUCAUCUCCAGACUCCAGUUGGAAAUUGCUAUUUGCUACUGCUGCUGUUUUCUCCCCAUUUUCCCUGAUCCAGAUGGCCAUACAUAGGGAUAAAGAUAUGAUGAAACAACAAAUUAGGGCUUGGAAUGUGGGGAAUAAUAUGAUAUUUGGAUUUUUUAUUGCCUGCAUCGUUGGAAUUCUUAUCAAAUUUAAGUAUAAGCUUGAAUUCAAACCUGAAUCUACAGAAAGGUUCGUCAUACGACCCUUACCAUGGCCGUCUUCUCAUCCACCUCGAAACUGUUACUGGGCUACGUUGCAAGGAAGAAGGUCAGUCCUGGAAGAUCGAGUAACAUGUGAAACUAAUCUUAAGGUUCCUCUGUUUGGGCGCCAUGACGUGAGGAUGGGGGCGGUGGCAGUAUUUGAUGGUCAUUAUGGAAUUUCUGCUAGUGAGAUAGCCUCAAAGUUCUUGUUGCAGAGGUUUAUGCUUCACCUCAAUAACAGUAUUGAACAAUCUUCUGACUUGAAGGAAAUACUAAAAUCUUCUUUACUAGCAACCAUUAAUGAGACUGAUACAGAAUUCUCCAAGCUUGCUUCCAAACGACAUCUCAAGGCGGGAUCUACUGCAGUUGUUGCCCUCAUAUAUAACAAUCAUGUUUUAGUUGCAAAUGUUGGUGAUUCAAAGGCUUUUCUUUGCUCUCAGAAAAUAAUAUCUCACGAAGACGGUGCUGCUUCUUUGGCUGGUCUUCGCGCCAAGGAGUUGACUAGAGAUCAUAAUGCAUAUAGGUUAGACGAGAAGGCUAGGGUUGAAGCUUCUGGAGGUGUAUUUACAAUCAUCCAUAAUUAUGUUCCUCUCCUCAUGGGCCACUUUCCCAUGACACGAGCUAUUGGUGAUUUUCCUUUGAAAAGAUAUGGCAUCAUAGCUGAUCCAGAGGUGACUGAUUGGCUAUCUUUAACUUUAAAAGAUGAGUUUUUGGUGGUGGCAUCUGAUGGAAUAUUUGAAAGCUUAACUCCCCAGGCAGUCUGUGAUUUUCUAAAUGAAGUAGAGGACUAUUCAGAUCCAUCAUCAGUGGCUCACCAACUCAUUCAGAAAGCAUAUUUAGAAGGCAGCAACGAUGAUUUAUCAGUCGUUUUUGUUCCAUUUGGAUCAAAAGUUGGUAUUUACUGAAAGAUCAAGAUGAGAAUUCUCAUCUUGUUGAAUAGUCGCGAUUUGGUGACGGGAUCGGAAUACAAGGCCUAGUAUACAGCGAUGUGUGAUUUGAUCGGAAUUUUUUUUGCUUUACGUCUCAGCUCACUCAUCAAAUGGGUGUGAUGGUAAGGAUUAAGGAACAUUAGAGUCUGGACAUUUUGGAUGGAAAUCGAGCACAAGUAACAGUGUCCAUAGAUUCAGUUUAGCAACUAAAGGAGUUGUUUGGUUUGGAUAAAGUUAUUAUUGCUUGUUUGAAUUAUGUUGAAAUUAGUGUCAUAUUCAAAAUUAUAUUCAUUGAAUAAUUUCUAAGAAUAAGUUGUUUGUUUA
Molecule: messenger RNA, 1538 nt
Organism: Solanum dulcamara
Lineage: Eukaryota; Viridiplantae; Streptophyta; Magnoliopsida; Solanales; Solanaceae
Product: putative protein phosphatase 2C 76
Exons: 6
Coding region: 120-1190 (356 amino acids)
Biological process (GO): protein dephosphorylation
Cellular component (GO): cytosol; nucleus
Molecular function (GO): protein serine/threonine phosphatase activity
Source: RefSeq, a predicted model, not a curated record